AUGCUGCGGAACGACCCAAAGUACACCUGCGCAGCCAGAUUGACAGUCGGAAGCAACAUAGGUCCUGCACUGUUCGAAGAUGUCGAGACCCGUACGAAGGCCCCAGCUUGCGGUACCAGCGGCUCCGUAGCUGCGCGCGCUCCUGCCGUGACACCAGUCAUCGUGCGACCUCCCUCUCCAUUCAAUGCGCCCAAUGGACCGAGCAGGGCGGGGGGCAAAGCGCGCCAGGUACCCCCACGCCUUGACCGAUUACUCCCAGGUGAGCCUCUGGCGCUGGACAUCGAGUUCGGACACACGCGUUACGACGGAUCGAAGACGCAAUACACGCGCCUUGGAUGGGCUGCUGCUGUCAACAUCAAGAAUGAGAUCGUUCUCGAGGUCAUGGUGUCUUACCCGCACAAGCCCAAAGUCACACUCGCGUUCCCAAGCCACACCAAGGGUUGCGGAGUCGAUUUCCACCAUAUUAAGCCCGAGAAUGGUGCUGUCGACAGCGAAGAUGGCGGAGAAGAUGGAGACAUGGCCGCGUUCCAGCACCUGGACCCCUUCAAAGGCGCUUCAGAGGUGGUCGACACUCAGCAGAUGUACUCAUCCGGACGAGGACACAAUCCUGGCCUUCAAACGUGUGCAGCCGCGUAUCUAGGUCGCUCAAUCCAGCAAGAUGGCCACACGCCAGUCGAAGAUGCCACGGCCACCAUGGAAUUGUAUCUCCUCAAGAAGCCGUACGAUCGCGCAGCCAAGAAGGCGAAGCUUAUCGGCGAAGGGAAGAAGACCAUCUCGGGUCCACGCCAGCUCGUGCUCGCGGCGGUGGACGAUACGGAGGACAUGGCGGACGCAACGACCAUCAAGGACGCGGCGGAUAUGGUGGUUACGGCGGACACACGGAGACUGGUAGAGAUGGCCGCGGAGGCCAGAGAGGGCCAAAUCACCAGGAAGGCCGCGGCCGCCGUGGCGGAGUACAUGGUCAGCCAGGUCGUGGUGGUCGUGGUUGUCGCGGAUCUUGAUAAGAUGGAGCUGGCAAGAGUGUAUCCGGCAUGGUGA
Zymoseptoria tritici IPO323 is the source of this 1038-nucleotide messenger RNA. RefSeq lists its product as uncharacterized. The coding region runs from base 1 to 1038 and encodes 345 amino acids. NCBI's taxonomy places the organism in Eukaryota, Fungi, Ascomycota, Dothideomycetes, Mycosphaerellales, Mycosphaerellaceae. Gene Ontology annotation, molecular function: nucleic acid binding; exonuclease activity. The record is from RefSeq and is a predicted model, not a curated record. Gene Ontology annotation, cellular component: nucleus. The transcript has 5 exons.